This is a messenger RNA of Rhopilema esculentum, 1809 nucleotides long. NCBI's taxonomy places the organism in Eukaryota, Metazoa, Cnidaria, Scyphozoa, Rhizostomeae, Rhizostomatidae. The record is from RefSeq and is a predicted model, not a curated record.
GGCUAGCGCGCGCAACCAUAUGCACUAGGGCCUAAGCGAAGUUUGGCUGCCAACGUUUGUCAAGAGAAGUAGGGAUCUUGCUUAUUCGCACCCAAGCUUGCUAUCGAAUUCACGUGAAGUUUUUGCAAGUAUUUGUAAAGAUGAAGAUAGAAGAAGUAAAGAGUACCACUAAGACACAAAGAAUCGCCUCUCAUAGCCACGUGAAGGGCCUAGGCUUGAAUGACGAAGGUUCUGCACACCCGAUUGGCUCUGGAUUAGUUGGUCAAGAAAAUGCACGAGAGGCAUGUGGUAUUAUCGUUGAACUUAUAAGGUCCAAAAAGAUGGCUGGCCGAGCUAUGUUGUUUGCAGGACCACCAGGGACUGGAAAGACUGCUCUUGCACUUGCAAUUGCUCAAGAGCUUGGACCAAAGGUUCCAUUUUGUCCUAUGGUGGGAAGUGAAGUUUAUUCUGCUGAGGUGAAAAAGACAGAAGUUUUAAUGGAAAAUUUUCGCAGAGCAAUAGGUCUCAGAAUAAAAGAAACAAAAGAGGUUUAUGAAGGAGAGGUAACAGAACUAACACCAUGCGAAACAGAAAAUCCAAUGGGAGGUUAUGGAAAGACAGUCAGCCAUGUUGUGAUUGGACUGAAGACUGCCAAGGGAACGAAACAGCUGAAACUCGAUCCUUCGAUUUACGAGAGUUUGCAAAAAGAGAAAAUUGAAGUUGGCGAUGUUAUUUACAUUGAAGCAAACAGCGGCGCUGUAAAGCGUCAAGGACGUUCGGAUGCAUUUGCAACAGAAUUUGAUCUUGAGGCUGAAGAAUACGUCCCACUGCCAAAAGGCGAUGUACACAAAAAGAAAGAAAUUGUGCAAGAUGUAACGUUGCACGAUUUAGAUGUUGCGAAUGCUAGACCGCAGGGUGGUCAAGAUAUUCUCUCCAUGAUGGGUCAACUUAUGAAACCAAAGAAGACUGAAAUCACAGAUAAACUUCGAAAGGAGAUCAAUAAGGUGGUCAAUAAGUACAUAGACCAAGGUGUUGCAGAGCUUGUACCAGGAGUUCUGUUUGUCGACGAGGUGCACAUGCUGGACAUCGAGUGUUUCACCUACUUACACAAAGCGUUAGAGUCAUCCUUGUCUCCUAUUGUCAUUUUUGCAACCAAUCGAGGAACAUGUGUCAUAAGAGGCACGGAUGUUAAAUCUCCGCAUGGCAUUCCCUUGGAUUUGCUAGACAGGCUGAUGAUUGUUAGAACAAUGCCGUAUUCGAACCAAGAAAUGAUACAGAUUUUGAAAAUCAGAGCACAAAUAGAAGGAAUACAAAUUAACGAAGAAUCUUUGCAGUUUCUUGGGGAGACUGGCUGCAAAACGACCUUGAGGUAUGCUGUCCAACUGUUGACUCCAGCCAGUUUGCUUGCUAAAAUUAAUGGGCAGGACGUGAUAUCCAAAGCAGAGGUUGAGGAAAUUAGCGAAUUAUUUUACGACGCAAAGUCUUCAGCCAAAAUGCUAGCAGAACAGGGUGACAAGUAUAUGAAAUGAAUCUCUGGUUUCCUUUUGGACGCAGCGGUGACAAGUUUGCGAAAACGACCAACAAAAGUUGAUGGGACAGUUUGUUGAAGUCUCUUGAUCUGGUAUUUGUUGGUUAUUAGCAGUGACACUUGGUUAUUAGUGGUGUUUAGAAUGCCUUGUAAGAAUGAUGCCAUUUCCAGUAAGAGCUUUCUAUAUCCCUCGUUGCAAGAACGAUGCUGUUGUUAACAAAAUGGUGCCAAAAACAAGCAGGUUUUGGAGAGUUUAGCUGUAAAGCGCGUAAAAUGUUUUUAUAUCCUUUCCUUGAUACUUC